Molecule: messenger RNA, 2726 nt
Organism: Pteronotus mesoamericanus
Lineage: Eukaryota; Metazoa; Chordata; Mammalia; Chiroptera; Mormoopidae
Gene: MEN1
Product: menin 1
Exons: 10
Coding region: 73-1923 (616 amino acids)
Biological process (GO): negative regulation of cell cycle; negative regulation of cell population proliferation; regulation of transcription by RNA polymerase II
Cellular component (GO): chromatin; nucleus; histone methyltransferase complex
Molecular function (GO): transcription cis-regulatory region binding; chromatin binding; Y-form DNA binding
Source: RefSeq, a predicted model, not a curated record
AGUGCGGCCGAGGGGCGGGACUCCAUUUCCCAGCAGGCUCCAGGCGGCGGGCGCCGCUGUGCCUUGUGUGGGAUGCCAAGGCCCGCCGCCAUGGGGCUGAAGGCCGCCCAGAAGACGCUGUUCCCGCUACGCUCCAUCGACGACGUGGUGCGCCUGUUUGCAGCCGAGCUGGGCCGAGAGGAGCCUGACCUGGUGCUCCUAUCCUUGGUGCUGGGCUUCGUGGAGCAUUUCUUAGCUGUCAACCGCGUCAUCCCCACCAACGUGCCCGAGCUCACCUUCCAGCCCAGCCCGGCGCCUGACCCUCCCGGCGGCCUCACCUACUUCCCAGUUGCUGACUUAUCCAUCAUCGCUGCGCUCUAUGCCCGCUUCACCGCCCAAAUUCGAGGUGCUGUCGACCUGUCUCUGUACCCUCGAGAGGGGGGCGUCUCUAGCCGCGAGCUGGUGAAGAAGGUCUCGGAUGUCAUCUGGAACAGCCUCAGCCGCUCCUACUUCAAGGAUCGGGCCCACAUCCAAUCCCUCUUCAGCUUCAUCACAGGCACCAAACUGGACAGCUCUGGUGUGGCCUUUGCUGUCGUGGGGGCCUGCCAGGCUCUGGGUCUCCGGGAUGUCCACCUCGCCCUGUCUGAGGACCACGCCUGGGUUGUGUUUGGGCCCAAUGGAGAGCAGACAGCUGAGGUCACCUGGCAUGGCAAGGGCAAUGAGGACCGAAGGGGCCAGACAGUCAAUGCAGGCGUGGCUGAGCGGAGCUGGCUGUACCUGAAAGGAUCAUACAUGCGCUGUGACCGCAAGAUGGAGGUGGCAUUCAUGGUGUGCGCCAUCAACCCUUCCAUUGACCUGCACACUGACUCCCUGGAGCUGCUGCAGCUGCAGCAGAAGCUGCUCUGGCUGCUCUAUGACCUGGGACAUCUGGAAAGGUAUCCCAUGGCGCUGGGGAACCUGGCAGAUCUGGAGGAGCUGGAGCCCACCCCUGGCCGGCCAGACCCACUCACCCUCUACCACAAGGGCAUUGCCUCAGCCAAGACUUACUACCGGGAUGAGCACAUCUACCCCUACAUGUACCUGGCUGGCUACCACUGUCGCAACCGCAAUGUGCGCGAAGCCCUGCAGGCCUGGGCCGACACAGCCACUGUCAUCCAAGACUACAACUACUGCCGGGAAGACGAGGAGAUCUACAAAGAGUUCUUUGAAGUAGCCAAUGAUGUCAUCCCCAACCUGCUGAAGGAGGCAGCCAGCCUGCUGGAGGCUGGCGAGGAGCGGCCGGGGGAGCAGACCCAGGGCUCCCAGAGCCAAGGGUCUGCCCUCCAGGACCCAGAGUGCUUCGCCCAUCUGCUGCGUUUCUACGAUGGCAUCUGCAAAUGGGAAGAGGGCAGCCCCACGCCGGUGCUGCACGUGGGCUGGGCUACCUUUCUUGUGCAGUCCCUAGGCCGUUUUGAAGGACAGGUGCGGCAGAAGGUGCGAAUAGUGAGCCGGGAAUCAGAGGCAGCUGAGGCGGAGGAGCCCUGGGGCGAGGAAGCACGGGAAGGCCGGCGGAGGGGCCCGCGGCGGGAGUCCAAGCCCGAGGAGCCGCCGCCGCCCAAGAAACCAGCGCUGGACAAGGGCCCAGGCGCCGGGCAGGGCGUCGUGCCAGGGCCCCCCCGGAAGCCCCCAGGGACGGUCCCUAGCACUGCCCGAGGUCCUGAAGGCGGCAGCACGGCCCCAGCGCCUGCGCCUGCUGCGUCGCCUCCACCAGAGGGGCCGGUGCUCACUUUCCAAAGCGAGAAGAUGAAGGGCAUGAAGGAGCUGCUGGUGGCCACCAAGAUCAACUCGAGCGCCAUCAAGCUGCAGCUCACCGCGCAAUCGCAAGUGCAGAUGAAGAAGCAGAAGGUGUCUACACCCAGCGACUACACUCUUUCCUUCCUUAAGCGGCAGCGUAAGGGCCUCUGAACUACCCUAGAACUCCUAUCAGCUCACGGCAGUCGCCCUCAGUCCCUUUCAGGCUCCACCCCAGCAACCCCGCGAGUGCAGGCAGCCAAUGGGGCCCCGGCCCGGCCUCCAGGCCCCACCCCUACCCGGAAUCGAGGCUCAGUCCCUGUCCGAGUCAGACUCAGCCCUGCGCUCCACAUUGGAAUAUAGAUUCCAUCUCCCAGUGUCCUCGUUGGCCAACUGAAACCUCACCCUGGGCCCCCUUACCAAUCUUUACAGGUCCGACCACGGGAACCUCAGGCCCCACCUUAGAACCCAGUCUCUAACUGUAGGCCUGACCCGUGUUUUUCUGCGCCCUUCCCAGCCCGUGGGGCUCAAGUUUCACCCUAAACCCUAGCCGCGCAGGUCCAGCCUCCCGCCCGCCCGGGAACCUAGGGCCCCGCUCAGAGAACAUUUACAUACUUAAGAAUUCCAUCUCUUGGAAAGUCAAGCCCCCUACCCCAAAGAAUUGAAGGGGCACUUCCAGAAGUUGGAAAUAGUGACUUCCUCCCCUCUCUAUCCCACUACUCCGGGGUACUAAGCCGCGCCCCCGGCCUGUGUGAGUCCUGAGCUCCGCCACUUUUCUGACCCACUGGCUCCAGAUCAGAGCAGACCUCUCCGACCCUCUGGGAACCUCCCCUGAUUCAGCCCGUCUCAGGGGACCCUGGAGGAAAUCUGCAGGUUUGCGAGUGGAUGAGGGGAGCCUAUCUAUCUGUUUUGGUACAUAGAUUUAUUUUUCAGUUCCAAGGAAAAUGAAUACAUUUUGUAAAAAAACAAAAAAAAAA